AUGGCGCAGGAUGUGGGAGCAACGCCGCAUGCCUCGGACCUGGACGAGUGUGGGCAGCGCUUCAUGAAGGCCUUUGAGAUUCAUGCGGCCGUGCGUCGAUGGCACCUGAGAACACCCAAUUCCGAAGCUUUCCUGCAGCAUUUGAGCUCCGAGGAUCUGUGCUGGGCGCUGCAUUCUGACUGCCAGGGCACUCUUGUGGACCGGAUCCUGGAGGUCCUUGGCCAUGACUUGGACUGGCCAGCCUUGCGUCAUGUGGGACUUGGGCUCUGGCUGCGAGACCUCCAAGCCCUCAAGAAGGUGCUGGAGCAGCUGCCUCGAGCCCUCCUUCGUCGGCAGAGUGCUCCGGACAAGGCCAGACAGCGGCUAUUGGCCUGA
This is a messenger RNA of Symbiodinium necroappetens, 375 nucleotides long. Lineage: Eukaryota; Dinophyceae; Suessiales; Symbiodiniaceae. The record is from the annotation of a GenBank genome assembly.